Schistocerca serialis cubense is the source of this 744-nucleotide messenger RNA. RefSeq lists its product as uncharacterized. The transcript is spliced from 4 exons. NCBI's taxonomy places the organism in Eukaryota, Metazoa, Arthropoda, Insecta, Orthoptera, Acrididae. The record is from RefSeq and is a predicted model, not a curated record. Bases 1 to 744 code for a protein of 247 amino acids.
AUGUCGCCUAAUCUCCGUCGUGGCAUCCCGGCGACGCUGAGCACCAUCCCCUAUGACGGAGAGCAGAGUUCGCGCCUGAAGCCCUACCCCGACCUGGAAAUGCACCACACCACUGAGGACUCCAUCACGGACUGCUACACCCAGCUGGUGAACGUCAUCAGAACGACGGUGGACGAGUGCCCAGAGUAUAUCUUGACGGCGUACAGCUCUGACACCAGAGGCAACGUACUGUCGGUGACGGACCUCACCACUGGAGCCUCCAAACACCUGCAGAGCCAGUACUUCCACCCCAAGCCCGGCUUCUUCUUCACUAAGGCGGGAGGUCCAGGCUACUACCUGCCGGACGGCCUCAAUGGAGUGACGGCCGAGGAGAGAUGCAACGGGAGACUCUACUUCCAGGCGUUCGCCAGCAACAUCCAGGGUUUUGCUAAUAAGCAGGUCGUCCUGGAUGCAAAAGAUGGGGAUGUUUUGGAUAUCAAGAUGCAGGGUGAUCUGCCAGGAGAAUUGCCUGGGCAGAGUGGAGUAAUGGCAGUGGAUCCGAAGGGGCAGUUGCUUUUCUUCCCCGUGUUAGAUGAACUGGCCAUCUACUCCUGGAAUACAAGCAAGCCUCACGACCCAAAGAACUUCCGCGUGAUAUUUCAAGACGAUGAACGGCUACAGACAUUGGGAAAAGCAGAUGAAGCUGAGGAAAAUGUUGCAACUAGAAAUUUUUUAGUGACAAUAGUAGUACUAGGAGCAGAAUAA